Messenger RNA from Aspergillus clavatus NRRL 1, 963 nucleotides. RefSeq lists its product as uncharacterized. The record is from RefSeq and is a predicted model, not a curated record. Gene Ontology annotation, cellular component: Mis6-Sim4 complex; kinetochore. Bases 1 to 963 code for a protein of 320 amino acids. The transcript has 2 exons. NCBI's taxonomy places the organism in Eukaryota, Fungi, Ascomycota, Eurotiomycetes, Eurotiales, Aspergillaceae.
AUGGAUUCCCCAGACAGCCACCAGGUGGAAGAGCAACUCGACUCGGAGAUAUCCUCCAUCCGCCGAGAACUCCGCAACCUCCAACGCCGCCGUCGCCUCCUAACAUCCAGCCUCCUCUCCUCAGAGAACCUCCACAAACGCCUCAAAGCCCACCAAGCAGCCUCCACACCGACCCCGCUCUCCUCCCUGACCGAAGACGUCUCCCCCCUGGUGCAAGCCGCGACCAAGCACACACAAUCCAACCACCACCGCGUCGCCUUCUCCACCACCACCUUCCCCUUCAAAGACCCCUCCCCGCACGCCGACCAGCCCAACCUCCUCGGCGUGCGCAUCGACAUCUGCCGCCGCGACGGCCGCUUCGCGAAACCGUACUACAUCCUCCUGCGCCGCCUACCGGGCGCGGAAAAGCGGCUGCGCGUGCACCGGCACACGAUCCCCGCGUUCAUCGCGCUCGAGAAGCUGGAGCGCGUCUACCUCCCUGUGCCAAGCUCAGAUGUCGACGAAGUCGGCGGCGGCGGCGACGCGGAAGCGGAAGCGGAGACAGCGUUGAAGCCGUGGAAGCGCCGGGCGGGGAAGCAGGAUCUGCGGGGUCUGGUGCGCGAGGUGCGCCGCCAGUUGGUUGCGUGGCAUUUGAGGCUGGAUGCGGUGGAGAUGUUGAAGGAGGAUCUGGGGGGUGUGGAUGGGCUGGAUGGUGGUGGUGGUGGUGGUGAUCGGCUGGAGCCGAACGAUCUGGGCAUUGUGUCGAUGGCGCCUACGGCGCGGGAGGCGACGUAUGUUCGGUUGGAGUGGGACGAUGGGCGGGUUGGGCGGUUCAAGCUGUCCAGCUCGGGGAUUGUAGAGCGUGCUGUGGUUAUUGGUGAUGGUGGGCGGGAUAGGAAACUGGAGGGCGUGUUUACGGGUGGGAAUGGGAGAGUGGAAACGCUGCUUGAAAGGCUACGGGGGCAUGUCCUGUCCGAACCAUGA